UGGGGUGUUUUUUGACCUGACAAUGACAACCAACCACGGGGCCAGAAGUUUGAGAAAAUUCCUUCAGAAAGUGAUAAACUCGUUCACUCUGUCCGGCUUCGAAUCUUUUACAUGAGCUUUGCAAAAAGUUGAACCUCAGGGCGGACAGACCUGAAACGAGCACAAUUAAAGUCAUUCAGAUGAAAAUAGAACAUAGCAGGAGCAGAUCUCCAAGACAUGGCAAGCCAGCACGUCUUCCUGUUUAUUAUAAGUGUCAUAGCAGGUUAUCUGCUGAAAGUUUAUAUUAAUUUCAAAAGCUGCGAGUACUGUGAUGAGAAUUGGAUCGCACUGAAUGUGAAAGGUUUAGAGGAGGAUUUCACAAAGAAACUGUUUGGACAACACAUCGCAAGCGAAGUGAUCAUCAAAGCACUUAAGGGUUCUUUAAGUAACCCUGAUCCCAAGAAACCCCUGACCAUGUCUCUACAUGGUAACAGUGGCACUGGCAAGAACUUUAUUAGUCGUUUAGUAGCCCAGAACCUUUAUAGAAAAGGAUUAUACAGCCAGUACAUCCAUGUAUUUGUGUCAACUCUCCAUUUUCCUCAUGUUCAGUUCAUUGACCGGUAUCAGAAUAACUUACAGACGUGGAUUCGUGGAAAUGUUUCACUCUGUGCCCAAUCAAUGUUUAUCUUUGAUGAAAUGGACAAAAUGCAUCCAGGCCUCAUCAAUGCAAUCAAACCUUUCCUGGACUAUAGCAGUGAUGUCGACAAAGUAGAUUACAGAAAAGCAAUAUUCAUAUUCUUAAGCAAUACUGGCGGUGACAAGAUAAGUGAAUUUACCUUAAGUGUUUUGAUGAAUGGAAAGGCAAGGGAGAGCAUUACACUGAGUCAGCUGGAAGAGGAACUCUCCUCGACAGUUUUCAACAACAACAACAGUGGUUUCUGGCAGACUGACCUUAUCCAACACAACUUGAUUGAUCAUUUCAUUCCCUUCCUACCCCUGGAGUUCAAACAUGUUGAGUCCUGCGUGAGAGCGGAAAUUGCAUCCAGGGAUAAAAAGAUCAAUGAGAGCAUUGUCACCACAAUUGCAAGCAGUAUGGUCUACUACCCAGAAGAGAGGCUGCUGUCACAAAAAGGCUGUAAGACUGUAGCCUCCAAAGUGAACCUGUAUUUCUAAGUUGGAGAACCUACAGAAGGAAACUUUUACAUAUCUCCUUGGCGUAUGCAGAAUCCCUGGGACUGAUUAAUGAUGCACUUAUUCACUGAUGACUCUUUUAACUGAAUUGCCCAUUAUUAGACUGUUGUUCCUGCUGGUCUCCAUUUCUGCCAUUUAGGAAUCUGUUGCAUUGGUACACCAUGUUUGUCUAUGUCGUGCCAUCCUCACCCACAGUAGCACAUCUAACCACCACCUGUGUCAUCUGUUAUCCAACUAGACGUGGAACAAAAACAGAAAUUGCUGGAAAAGUUCAGCAGAUCUGGAGUAUCUGUGGAGAGAAAUCAGAGUUAAUGUUUCGGGUCAAGUGACACUUCCUCAGAACUGGGAUCAGACCUCUUUCUGCUGCCAUCACUUUGCCUCCUGGAAAAGACACGAACAAUGGCUGAAAUACUGACAUCCUAUUCUGCAUGUCACUUUUCAGAGUUAUUUUUGCUCAUGCCAUUUCAAACAGCUCUUCAUUUGCCUUUUGGAUAGUAUGUGAAAUUUGCAGCAGAUGUCUUAAUGACCACACUUUUAAAAACCUCCAUUUUCUUUUCUUGCAGAUCUUUACUUAUCGUCUAGGCUUCUGAUAUGUACAGGAAAGGAUAUACAACACAGCAUCAUUAAAAAUAAUGGGUUAUUGACGAGUGCCUAAAUGGUGUUAAACACAAUCUAGUACAUUUUAAAGAAUUAAUGAUCGUGAUAUUGAUGUAAUCUGCAAGUGACAUUAGAAAGAGAUGAAUCCAAGCACUUGAAACUUAUUUUACUUGCAAAGGUAAAUUAUGCAUGAAAUGUGAGUGAAGUGGUUAAGAUCUGUACUUCCCAAACCUUCCUGCCCUAUGACACCAUUUCAAAAAUCUGAAAACUGUGAAGACCCCUCAGUGAGUAUUGUGAGAGUGAAUUGCAGGUUGCUUUGAGAGACCUGUUAGAGUGGGCAAAAUCAGAAGUCACACAACAUCAGGUUAUAGUCCAACAGGUUAAUCAGGUCAAGCUACCCAACAAAGGGGCAGCGCUCCCAAAGCUUCUGAUUUUAAAUAAACCUGUUGGACUAUAACCUGGUGUCAUGUGACAUCUGACUUUGCCCAAACCAGUCCAUCACCAGCACCUCCGCAUCACGUUACAGAAGAAGCAAAGCUCUCAUAACUUGGUUGGAGUUCCACAGUAGCCAUUGCACUUUGGAUCCCAAAAUUUCAACUCCUGACCACUUGGGGUCUCGACUGCACAUUGAAAAGUUUAAGACAGUUUACAACUUAUUUUUUUCAUCCCAAGAUGCAUACGAAGCAGGGCUGUAAAUAUUUUUAUAACCUGCAACAGCCAUUCCCAAGCACAACGGAUAAUGAUGGUUUCACCGCAAUAUCGAAUUGUUGUAACGUACUCCGAGGAGAAGAAAAAUAUCCUUGCAUAGAGAGUUGUGAAAAUAUGAAUUGGAUUGCUGCUGUAAGGCCGUGGAUGCAUCAUCAAUUGAGUUGUUUAAGGAGAAGGUAUAACUAUAUGUUGGCAGACAGGGGUACUUGGACACAGGACAUAGCAAUCUGGGAUUAAAGAGAAUUAAAGCAUUGAACGUAAAUGAGAGCUUAAUCGAUCCAAAAAUCAUUCUAACAUAAAAGCAAAAUACUAGAGAAGCUGGUAAUCUGAUAUAAAUACAGAAAAUGCUGGAGAAUCUCAGUAGGUCCAGCAACGUCUGUGGGGAGGAAAACAGAGUUAAUGUUUAGAUCCAAAGAAUCUUCUUCAGAACCAAAAGAAAACUUCCAGCCAUAUUGAUUUGACAUUGUGCUCAUGACAGCAAAAUAGUGGGGCGGUAUUUUUCUCUAUCUAUGAACGGUUUACGACUAAAACUACACAGUUUAACCUGAUUUCGGUUGAGUUGGUACUUAAGAGUUGUGUCAUGCAGCACAAACCUGAGCGGACUAGUUCAGGGCAUUUUAAUACAGUUUUAUUUGAUUCCACCAAAUGCUUCGUAGGUUUAAGUGGAACAUCAGUUUUGGGAAGUGGCUGUCUCGCAUUCUUAGUUUGGAAAUGGCAGCGUGUGGAUGUACUUGGCUCUCACAGGACGCCUUCGCCUGAAAGUCAGGUAUGCACCCGUACGAGUGAGGCAUUAAACUCCUGUUUCCCUGGAUUCACACUGUCAGCUUCGUGCUGCAUGAUUGGUUUUUGCACUAUAUGUCUUCAUCUACAAACAUCAAGGUUGUUGAAGAUCCCUCAAACCAACCUAAUGGAUAGGAUUCUGACCAGGAAGAGCAGUGUUUUGGCUCUGAGUCAGAGAGUUGUGGGUUCAAACCCCAAUUCAGACAAUUGAGCACAUUAACCAGCUGACAUUUCCUUGCAGUACUAAGGGAGUUGCUGCACUGUAGGAGCUGCUGUUUUCCAACCUGCUCUCUCAGGUAACCUCAGGAUAAAAGAUUCAGUUGCACUAUUUGAAGAAAAAUGAGGCAAUCUGGCACUGAUCUGACCAUUAUUUCUCCCUCAAACCUGUAUUAAACCACAAAAUUCCAGUUAUUGAUCUGAUCGCUGUUUGUGAAUUGCAAAUGCGAUUGUACUUAGCAGUAUUCUGUGAAUAAAAUUAAUUUAAAAGUU
Molecule: messenger RNA, 3744 nt
Organism: Stegostoma tigrinum
Lineage: Eukaryota; Metazoa; Chordata; Chondrichthyes; Orectolobiformes; Stegostomatidae
Product: torsin-1A-like
Exons: 6
Coding region: 217-1152 (311 amino acids)
Cellular component (GO): endoplasmic reticulum; endoplasmic reticulum lumen; nuclear envelope
Molecular function (GO): ATP hydrolysis activity; ATP binding
Source: RefSeq, a predicted model, not a curated record